AUGGAAGGUUCGAAGGGGAGCGGAGGUGGCGGGGACGGGGCCGGGCCCGAAAAGCCAAGCGCCGAGUCGAACCCUAGCCUGAAUCCGCCCCCACCUACCGCGGCGGCUGUCGAAGCCACGGACAACGGUGGCGCCGCGGCCGCGGCCGCGGCUGCGGCCGAGGCGGCCAGGCGGCCCUUCACGGCCCUCAGCCAGGAGGAGGCUGACCUCGCCCUCGCCCGCGUCCUGCAGGAGCAGGAGCGGGCGUACAUGUUGCUCCGGAUGAACGGGGGCGGUGGCGAAGGCAGCGAAUAUGGGAGCUCUGAUGCAGGGAGCUACGAGUACGAGGAAGAGGGAGAGGAGGACUACGAAGAGGAACUGGAGCACCACCUCCGCGUCCACCACCACGGGCACCCCUCGGGCGAGGGUGAGGGAGAGGGAGAGGGCGAGGGCGAGGGCGCCGAGGGGAGCGACUACGACGAAGAGUUCGAGGAGGACGAAGAAGGGGAGCCGGAGGUAGAUCCCGCGGAGUUUGAGGACGAUGAGGCUUAUGCGCGUGCGCUGCAGGAUGCUGAGGAGCGUGAGGUCGCCGCACGGCUUAUGGCUCUGGCUGGUCUCAGCGAUUGGCGGACAGUGGAUGUGGAGCAUGAGGAGGACCAUGUGAAUGAUCCACAGGAGGCAUGGCAAGAGGUUGAUCCAGACGAGUACUCUUAUGAGGAGCUAGUCGCAUUGGGUGAAGUAGUUGGCACAGAAAACAGAGGUCUCUCUGCUGAUACACUUGCUUCUUUACCUUCAGUAACAUACAAGAUGCAAGAUGUUCAGGAUGGCAACACAGAGCAAUGCGUAAUUUGCCGUGUGGAAUUGGAGGAGGGUGAAUCUUUGAUCGCACUUCCCUGCAAGCACUUGUACCAUCCUGAAUGCAUAAACCAGUGGCUGCAAAUAAAUAAGGUAUGCCCUAUGUGCAGUGCAGAAGUAUCAACCUCGGGCAACAAGGAGCCAUGA
This is a messenger RNA of Miscanthus lutarioriparius, 981 nucleotides long. The record is from the annotation of a GenBank genome assembly. NCBI's taxonomy places the organism in Eukaryota, Viridiplantae, Streptophyta, Magnoliopsida, Poales, Poaceae.